Messenger RNA from Pelobates cultripes (western spadefoot toad), 432 nucleotides. Lineage: Eukaryota; Metazoa; Chordata; Amphibia; Anura; Pelobatidae. The record is from the annotation of a GenBank genome assembly.
AUGAGACAAAUCCUCCUACAAAGGCAAGACAAGUUUGAAAGUACACUUACCCCUCGAUCCUACAUAAAAUGCUGGACACACAAUCUGCACAACUUAUUGCUAAGUUUCAGUCCUCCAUUAAAGAAGUGCAGCAAGAACUCCAAGAUUGGAGGCCGCCUGGCCCACCUCGAGUCCAAAAUGGACGACAAAGCAACAGCGCACAACUCCUUGGCUGACUCGCUGCAACAAAUAGAAGAGAAACUGACCAAACAUGAGAUGAAACUUACCGACUUAGAGGACCGCUCGCGCAGGAACAAUCCGCGACUACACGGUAUACCAGAGUCCAUAGCUAUGGGGGAUAUGGUAAUGUAUGCUACCACCAUGUUCCGCGCACUCUGUCCGGACAUCCCCUCAGAGAUGUUUCUGCUGGAAAGGAUGCACAGAGUGGCAAAG